This is a messenger RNA of Orussus abietinus, 2502 nucleotides long. RefSeq lists its product as uncharacterized. NCBI's taxonomy places the organism in Eukaryota, Metazoa, Arthropoda, Insecta, Hymenoptera, Orussidae. The record is from RefSeq and is a predicted model, not a curated record. The transcript is spliced from 9 exons.
AUGUCGUCGAGUUUUUCCAAGCAAAGCUCGAGAAGAUCUAAGGAAAGCUUUCUCGACUCGAUGGAGGAUAAUUACGAGAUUGAUAUCGUUGAUAACAAGACGGGGCGUAAGGCGAGCAUUUUUACGAUUUAUGCAAGAGUUUUUCGGGUGUUGCUCGCGAAAUGGAUAAACGUCGUCGGCGAAGGGGAGGAGAAGAAACGCAAAAAGGAAUUAGAUGAUCUCGUCUUGCCGAGUAAUGAGGAAUGGCGACAACGAGUUUAUUAUCGACUUGUCGAUUUGCAAAGAGGACUCGCUACUUCAAUUUCAAAAAAGAUGGACUCCGAACCAGAGGCUAAUCUGAAAGAGACAAAAGUAUGGGAAUGGGAGCCAGAUUCGCGAAUAUAUCCUCUACGACCUCGAGGCACCAGAGAUGAUUCCGAGAUAUUUAUUGCAGUCAACGGAAUUGAAGGUUCCAUGACCGAAGCUUGCAUCGAGCCAGGAUGGAAAGUCGAAGAUAUCGUGUUGGCAGGAAAAGUUCUUCAAAAUGAGCAACCUGUUCCUUCCUACAAAGACGAGGCUGAAAUGAGGCGCGUCUUCGGACUGGUUUAUGACGUCCUAAGAUAUAAGAAGAUAUUAAAUCAAGCCUUGGAGGAUGUUGACUUCUGGUUGCACAACCCAGAACUUCGAGAUCGCGAAAGGAUCGUAUGGCUGUUAUUGUACGAUCUUCAGGGUAGGAAAUUUGCUAGAAUGGGGGAAAUUGAUGCUCUGGAGGCACGAGAAAGAGUUUUCCGAGCUGCAGGGUUUAAGAAUGUCGAAGAUGCACUUUUUCAAACGAAAACUCGACUUGCCGCGAGUGUAUCCAGAUUAAGAAUUGGAGGAUCGGCGCUGACUCUUGAUGAACUGUUGCCUACUCAUUUGAGGAUCGUCGAAGGAGUAACUUGGGGAGAAGAAGGCGCAGUCGCUUCGGGAUGGGUGAAUACGAUGAAAAUAAGGAAUAAAUCGGAAUUCGUCGGUGAAAUGUCAAAAUUGGGACUUCAGCUUUGUCUAGACUGUAGGAAAAGCGAUUUGCAAGAAGAUGACUAUGUCUUUGACCCAUUAUGUCCAAAAGUGGUGAACAUGCACGAAAAGGCUCGCGAAAAAGUCGCCAUGUCCGAUUUAGUACGCAAUCACGUUUUCAUCUUUCUAGAAAGAUCUUUGUGUCUGGGAGCUGCAGCUUUGGCACAAGCAAUUCGUUCCGGUAAACUUUGUGGCCCUGUUGUCUUGACACAUUGUGUAGCUCCUCGUCACACAGGAUACUUGGCAGGACUUUUGGCAGAUAUAGAGGAUGCCGGAAGACUUUUGGCAUUUGGCGCCGGCAAUUUGCGAUGCGAAUAUGAAGAGUACCUAAAACAUCUCGGAGUAACGUUACAACAAUGCCGAAUCUACUCAGAAAGAUACAUCUCGGCUCCGGCUUCUACAGAGCUGGAACGAGCAACCGUGGUCCUUGCUACUCCUCCUUGUAGUUAUACAGGAGUAAAGGACGCCGUGGAUUUAGCAAUUGCCAGAGGCGGAGACACGGCUCUUCUGGAGUCCUUAACAAGCGACGACGAUGGUGUAAAAAGACCACGAAUGCAUUUAGCCGAACAAUUAGAGACCUUGAAAUAUGCCUUGAUGAGACCGCAUGUGCAAUUACUGGUUUAUGAGACUCAUAGCGUUCUUCCAUCGGAGACGAAAGAAAUGGUCCAGCAAGUUGUACAGCACGCGAACAAAAUGGCCGCCGAGAAACACUCGAAAGACAAUCCAGUUAGUAAGGGUUAAGCUUCAUUGGCCAAGGAUCUUGGAGGAAGAAGUUCCAGAUCGAGCAGAGCUUCAGGAAAGAAAAGCCAAGAAUCUAAGUCCGUCUCGGACGAUCGUCGCUCGAAUUAUGAUGACGACGACAGAGCCUCCACUAUUUCGAUAGAAAUGAAUAUUCCCGACAGCGACCUCUUCGAGAUAGGAAACGCCACGGAUAUAUGGCCGGAAGUUUCGGACGAUUAUUUCGACAAAGGGACUUAUUUGGCUGUGAUAAAACGGAAAGAGAUGAUGCAGUUUAACUCCCUCUUCAUGAUCAAAGUCGCCGAGUCUAAAGGCUUGUUUGGAGAGCCGAAUAAACAAAUAAAAAUCAUGGAAGCGCAACCUGCUCCGCAAACAUCGCAGGCCGGUCGGAAGAGCUUCAAGAAAGCCAAAAUCGAAGUGGACAGAAUAGCGGCUCCGACUCAUUCUUUCAUGACAAAGACUUCGAAGCGAGCUCAAGGUUGUCCUCGGCACAGUCAACAUAUUUUGCAGGAUAAGAGAUUAAUAAAUUCCCAGGUACAGGAAAUUAAAAGUCGCGACAUUCGCAGAUGGUGGAUGGAUUCUGUUGGGUAUUUGUUAGACCCCGAGAAACUCGAAAACGAGCGAUUUCAGAUUUUGCGCACCGAUCCUUGGACGCACAAACCUCUUUACUUUUUGCAUGUUCAACAAAUUGAUUUCUCGGAGGAAGACAGAAAAGAUCUUACGAUUUAA